AAACCGCACGAAAUGAACCACGAAGCUACCGUCAACCCGUUCGCACUGGAAGGAGACAUUCUGCAAGCCAAGCACGAUUCGGACCAAUUCCAUUUAAGUUUGGAGAAUGCCCUUAUCAAUAGUCGCAAUCUGCUACAAUCGCAAAUCGGAGAAAAUGGUGACAAUAUGUUUGCGCUAUUGAUGCGUCUCGUUUCCCGGAUCCUGUCGGAAAAAUCCGAACACGCAGUAAAUCUGUUCGAGGAAUACUGCCGACUGGUUAAACAGGGUCACUACAUCCACCCGGACUACAAACUAAGGGAUGUGACAGGAGCGGAACGUGACCGGCAGGUCACGUUUUCCAAGAAUCUCAUUCGACAGGUUCGGUCACUGGAAGAAUGUCCCGACCUAUCGGCAGCACCCACCGGUGAAGCAACCAUCGCCCAGCUCUCCCUUCUAUGGUCCCAAAUCGGAUUCGCACUUCCCCCUACGAUGGAUUAUUUCAUCGAUCGUCAGCUGGAACGGAUGCGUUGCCGUGAGCAAGUCAAACGCGUUCGUUUCUGGGGAGUCAUUCAUAACCUCAGCUCGGACUACUACAUAAUCGAACUGGAGCGGGACGAUCUGGAAGCGCUCCGGCUGGAGCGGGAGAUGAGCCGGGAAAAGGUGGUGCUGGCCGGGGACAUUAUUACUGGGCUGCUGCGAUUCUGCAUCUCCGAUGAUUCGAUUGUAUCCGAUUGGUGUGGAGCGGAAUCGAUGGUGGCGGACAUGUUGGAUUUUAUACUGGAAGAUUCGAUACCACCCAAUACGGAUGAGGAUCUGGCUAGGGCCGUGGCUGUUCCGACGAUGGAUGUUCUCAUUCGGGAGGCUGUUGACGUGGCACAGGAACCGGAGGUAGAACUUAGUGUUAUGGGAAGUUUGGAUGUGGUUUCCUGUAGUGCGACGAUGGCUGAUAGAUCCGAGUUGAGUUUGGAUGGGGUGAAAUUUGCGGCGGCCAAGAUGGUGCUGGAAGUUAAAUUGAAUGCGUUGAGAUAUUUUGUUUGUCGGGAUCCGAUCGGAGAGGAUUGGGUGGAGCUACCUGGGGUGAAUCUGGACAAAAUUAAGGCUUCUUGUAACGUGAGGUCAUAUUUUAAGGGAGAUCUGGCAACACCGAUCAGGGGCAGCGUGGGACGAAAAUUUCUUGAACGGGAACAGGACUAUUUACGAGCGGUUCUAGCUCGAAUUACUAUGGAUCAGGUUUCGAGAAGAUCCGAGUCACUGCUGUUUUCAAAGCGUGACGUUUCGGUGUACUACAAGGAGACGGGUUUUCCAAGUGACUGGAGUGUGCGGGAGCUCAACGGGCGGCAACCGUUGCCGAGGAUCGACUGGUAUCGCUCCAACAUUUGGCCAGGAUCGUUUGCUUUCGAUCUUGAUCAGAUUUACCAUGGAUGGGGGUUGGAGGAGAAUGCAGUGUUUUGUCGGAAGGGGUACUAGUGUGGAUUGGCUUUUCCGGGUACUGGUGCAUCAAACGGAAAGAUAUUGUCUGAUUUGGCGAACGACGGAUAGCUUAUUUAUAAUUAAUUCAUAUGGAAGCAAU
Topomyia yanbarensis is the source of this 1549-nucleotide messenger RNA. RefSeq lists its product as uncharacterized. The record is from RefSeq and is a predicted model, not a curated record. Gene Ontology annotation, biological process: cilium movement involved in cell motility; cilium assembly; axoneme assembly. The transcript is spliced from 3 exons. NCBI's taxonomy places the organism in Eukaryota, Metazoa, Arthropoda, Insecta, Diptera, Culicidae. The coding region runs from base 13 to 1446 and encodes 477 amino acids. Gene Ontology annotation, cellular component: radial spoke; axoneme.